GAGCUGGGCUUGGCACAGACACCCACUUCUCCCGCCGUGUGCCCAGCGGCUGGCCGCACCGUGCCGUGGAGGAGGAGGAGAAGGAGGAGGAGGAGGAGGAGCGGAGCGGCGGCGGCAGCGCUCCUUCCUCCGCGGGUGCGGGCGAGUGUGCGGGCGGGCGCGCAGCCCCCAUGCCAGGCGGGUGCCCCGCCGCCCGCAGCCCGACCCCUUCCGCCCGGGAGCAUCCCGCCAGCACUUCGCCACGGAGGAGCCGGCGGCCCUUGGGAUUAAAAUACUCACCGCGCCGGGAAGCCGAGGCAGAGAGGGAGCAGGUACCUGUUACAACAUUUCUUUGGUGAAGGCUAUUCAGCAGUGGUGACAUCUUCCAAUCGACCACUCUGCAAAUUAUUAUCUCUGGACUCCCAGCUGACACCCUGCCAGAGGCUAGAGCUACUGAGACAACUGGAAUUGUGCCUGCUUUGGUCAAGGUUUUUUCUUUCACGGAGGAAAAAAAAAAAAAAAAAAAAAAAAAGAUGAAGCUGGGCAAAGCGGAGUUCUGCCAUUUUCUGCAGAUACUAGCUCUUCUCCUGUGUCUUUCUGGGAUGAAUCAAGCAGAGCUCACAAGGUCCAGGUCAAAGCCCUACUUUCAAUCAGGGAGGACGAGAACCAAACGCAGCUGGGUGUGGAAUCAAUUCUUUGUGCUGGAAGAAUACAUGGGUACAGACCCACUCUAUGUAGGAAAGCUUCACUCUGAUGUUGAUAAAGGAGAUGGUUCCAUCAAAUACAUCUUGUCAGGCGAAGGGGCAAGUUCCAUUUUCAUUAUUGAUGAGAACACGGGGGAUAUUCAUGCUACAAAGAGGCUGGAUCGAGAAGAGCAGGCCUACUACACACUCCGAGCACAAGCACUAGAUAGGCUGACUAAUAAACCUGUGGAACCAGAAUCUGAGUUCGUCAUUAAGAUUCAGGACAUCAAUGACAAUGAACCAAAAUUUCUGGAUGGCCCCUACACUGCCGGAGUUCCUGAGAUGUCUCCUGUGGGUACCUCUGUGGUUCAAGUGACAGCCACUGAUGCAGAUGAUCCUACUUACGGCAACAGUGCUCGAGUCGUUUAUAGCAUAUUGCAAGGACAGCCUUACUUCUCUGUGGAGCCAAAAACAGGUGUUAUCAAGACUGCCCUUCCAAAUAUGGAUAGAGAAGCCAAGGACCAGUACCUGUUGGUUAUUCAAGCAAAGGACAUGGUUGGGCAGAAUGGUGGAUUGUCAGGGACCACAUCUGUAACUGUCACCCUGACUGAUGUUAAUGACAACCCACCCCGCUUUCCACGCAGAUCAUACCAAUAUAAUGUCCCAGAGUCUUUGCCAGUGGCUUCCGUGGUGGCCAGAAUAAAAGCUGCAGAUGCAGAUGUGGGACCUAAUGCUGAAAUGGAGUAUAAAAUUGUGGAUGGUGAUGGUUUGGGAGUAUUCAAAAUUUCUGUUGACAAAGACACUCAAGAGGGAAUCAUAACAAUUCAGAAGGAGUUGGAUUUUGAAGCUAAGACAAGCUAUACCCUGAGGAUAGAAGCAGCCAAUAUGCAUAUUGAUCCUCGUUUCCUGAGUCUGGGACCUUUCAGUGACAUGACAACAGUGAAGAUAAUUGUAGAAGAUGUUGAUGAGCCACCUGUGUUUACUUCACGUUUGUACUCCAUGGUGGUGUCUGAAGCAGCAAAGGUUGGCACUAUCAUUGGAACUGUGGCGGCCCAUGAUCCAGAUGCCUCAAAUAGUCCUGUCAGGUAUUCUAUAGAUCGAAACACGGACCUGGAGAGGUAUUUCAAUAUUGAUGCCAACAGUGGAGUCAUUACAACUGCUAAAUCUUUGGACAGGGAAACCAAUGCUAUUCAUAAUAUCACAGUUUUGGCCAUGGAAAGUCAGAAUCCAGCACAGAUUGGGAGAGGCUAUGUAGCCAUUACUAUCCUUGACAUAAAUGACAAUGCCCCUGAAUUUGCCAUGGAAUAUGAGACAACCGUCUGUGAAAAUGCUCAGCCUGGUCAGGUGAUCCAGAAAAUUAGUGCAAUUGAUAAAGAUGACCCACCAAAUGGCCAUCAGUUCUACUUCAGUUUAACAGCAGAGGCAGCAAAUAACCACAAUUUUACACUGCAGGACAACAAAGAUAACACUGCAACAGUAUUAACCAAAAGAAAUGGGUUUCGAAGACAGGAACAGUCUGUUUUCUACUUGCCAAUAUUCAUAGUGGACAGUGGAUCGCCUUCACUUAGUAGCACUAAUACCCUCACCAUCAGGGUCUGUGAUUGUGAUGCAGAUGGUAUUGCUCAGACAUGCAAUGCAGAAGCGUAUAUCUUGCCUGCAGGACUUAGCACUGGAGCCCUGAUAGCAAUAUUGGCUUGUGUCUUGACACUGCUAGUUCUUGUCUUGCUGAUUGUCACCAUGAGGCGACGGAAAAAAGAGCCCCUCAUUUUUGAUGAAGAGAGAGAUAUCAGAGAGAACAUUGUCAGGUAUGAUGAUGAGGGUGGUGGAGAAGAGGACACAGAGGCUUUUGACAUGGCUGCCUUGAGGAACCUCAAUAUCAUGCGAGACACCAAGACCAGAAGGGAUGUGACGCCUGAGAUUCAGUUCUUGAGCAGACCAACUUUUAAAAGUAUCCCAGAUAAUGUAAUUUUUAGGGAAUUUAUCUGGGAAAGACUAAAAGAAGCUGAUGUGGAUCCCUGUGCACCACCCUAUGACUCCCUGCAGACAUACGCGUUUGAGGGGAACGGCUCAGUGGCAGAGUCGCUCAGUUCUUUAGAUUCCAUCAGCUCAAACUCUGACCAGAACUACGAUUACCUCAGUGACUGGGGCCCUCGUUUUAAAAGGCUUGCAGACAUGUAUGGGACUGGACCAGACUGCUUAUACUCAUAGCCUUGGAACCUUUCUCUGAAAAUGCACUGAAGAAUAUUAAAAUAGAAAACUCAACCUUUCGGACUAAGGAAAGUUGUAAAUAUUUCUCCAUUUUUAAACUUUUAGGUUGCUGUUUUGUUUUGUUUUGUUUUGUUUUGUUUUUUGCCUUGGUGGAACAUAUCUUCAUUAAACUUGUCCUAGGGACUGCACUGACCAUACAAAAUUUUAGCUUUUGGUAGCAUUUUUUAUAAAAUGAAAUGCUCAGCCACGUUCAAAUAGAUAGCAACACUCAAAUACCUACAGAGGCAUUUCACUUUCAAGAGUAUUUUACUGUCACCUCAACGAGCUAGGGAUACACUGUAGAUGCCUUCACAGUAUUGCUAUAUCCAGAACACAGAGUCUCUGGUAUAAGAAGAAAAAAAUUUGUAAAUUUGUAAUUCAGGACAUUACAAUAUAUGGUAUUUACACAUGCAGAGUUUUUUCAGCAGAUUUUCUUUACAGUGGGCAUGCAGCUUGCUAGAACAAAAGUAGAAGGACUGACAUGAAAACAAACAAAAGCCCAGGAGAUAUUAUUUUUGUGUUUCUCUGUGUUCUCAGAGCUAUUUAAUUAGAAGUCUCUGUAAUUUUCUGGGUAGCUUUUCAGAAAUUAUUGUUUGUACUAAGAAAUUCCACAGUAUUUGUCAUCAACUUACGAAGUAGCUUAUAAACCAUAUAAAAUGAGAAUAAUUUAGAUGUAGUCUUAUGGUUGAAAAGUUUUGUGGUGCCUAUGUAGGUAUAGAAAAGAUGUUGCUGUCUAUUUGCUAUUUUUUUAUUCUCUCUUCUGAUUUGUACAGGAGAGUUUAUCCUUUUUUAUUAUUGUUUGACAUAAAGUGUUAUAUUUAUUUUGGAGCUCCAAUCUCCACUAAAUUCAGGUCCAUUUUACUGCCUCAUGGUAUUAGACUUGUUAGAACAUGCUGAUUUUUCUCCAGUCUCAGAUAAAUGUAGGAAAUGAAGCAUGGAAAUGGAAAAAUGACAGUAAAGCAAUGACGCCCACCAUUCAUCCCUCAGAAAGGAGAGCAGCUCCAAGGAUGUACAGUUGUUCUUCUGAGCCAUUACAAAGUCUGGGACAUUUAAGUAAAAUAUUUGUACAUUGAAUUUUUUUGACAGAAGACUACAGAGGUAGCUGGGAGUGUCUUUAAUCCAAGCUUUCAUUUUCAAGGUUAAACAUGCUAUACGCUUCAAAGACUGUAAACACCUUGCUUUUCUCCUUUCCCUUCUCUUUUGCUGCUGCUGAAUGACAGUAAAAGAGUUUUCAAUUUCUUGAAAGUAUUGCAUUGCUUAACAUAAGACCAGCAAUGUAAUGCUAUUAACUUCAAAAGUCGUCUUUAUAUCCUGCUGCACAUAAGUAUUUUUUCCCCGAAGGUGUUAACUCAUUACACAUAAUUUCUACACUGGUUCAGGAGUGCCAAAAUGGAAGGACUACUGCUGUUGGUUAAAAUACUGUAUGGUUUUGAAGUAGGAUUUCUUAGAAUAAGACAGCUUUUUUAUAAUUCUGACAGUAUUUAUACUUCAUAUUUCAUGAUUUAUUACUAGAUAAUAAGGCAUAUAUUCAAGUUAAAUAGUGGUUUUAGGUAUAUUACUUCAGAUUUGUUUGUUUUGGAUAAAAUGUAGAUGAGUUCCUAAAUUAGAGUCUGCUCCUGCAAACUUUUUUGCUUGUACCUAACUUGAAAUUACUUGACUUGCCUGCAAUUACUGAGAGGUAUACAGAAUUGUUUGCAGAACUGUCUUUGUGAAUAGAAGGUGCUCCAUAGAGGAUGAUGCUCACUCUAAAAGUAUUUCUUUCUGAAAGAAGGACCCUUGUACUGAAAUCCUAAUGUAUGAGUGACAUGAGGCUGGGGGGUGAGAAAGUAUCAUUAAGGCUUUGUAAUUUUUGCAGCCCAGCAUUAUCAGUUAACAAUGUGGAAGUGGCCUUCAGCUCCAUCAAAACGAGAAAAAUAAUUUAAUCAUCUGUAACACAUUCAAUUUGAGUUACAUUUUAAUAGACAAUCAUUGUUUCAUAAUUCAGUAGAUCUGCUUCUAGUUGUAUUAAAUAUAUAUAUAUAGGUAUAUAUAUAUAUGACAAAUUUUGUAAUGAAACUGAAAGCUAUUGUCCAUGACUUUUAGUCAUACAUGUAAGAUUUUCAAUAAAAAAAUUUAAAACAAAACAAAACAAAAAAAAAAAAACGUGUAUACAGUUUAAUGAGAUUGAGAUAUGCUGCAGAAUUUAAGCAGGUAUUAAAUAAGGAAGUUUUUGAGAAAACAAUUUUUUUAUUAAUCUCCUUGUUUUUCAGAAGAUAAUUCAUGCAUCUGGAUUAAGAUGUCAAAAAUUCUGAUUUUAGCACAUAAUACUCAAAGGAGAUUUAAAUGUGGGUUAGAGUAAACAUCCCAAUUCCCUUGCUUUUCCACCUUCUGUAUCUUUAAAAAAAAAAAAAAAAAAAGGAUCCACUACUAGGAAACUAUGUUAGGGUGGGUUUUUUUGUGUGCUUUCUAUGGGAAAAAAUACUCUUUAUUCUGAUGCCAUAAAAACUCUUUGCCUAUAUAAGUUUUCUGUUGCACAGUUCUAAAAUAAUUGAAUAAGCUUUCCGUUACAUUAUAUAUGCUUACCUACUGAUUGUAUUGUUGCAGUAAGAAAGAAAGGUGGAAAUCCCUUAUGUUUGAUGACAGAUACAGUAUAUACACGAGGUAUGCAUAGUACAUAUAAUAGAUAAUGCUCUCCAUAAGUUACCAUGACUACAAGCUUUCACAGUUCAGAAUCUGAUUCAAAUUCUUUCUUUGAGUAUUAUUUAUAUUGCACACCAUGAAGUCAUAAAGUAUAUUCUAGUGACUAAAUAGUGUAAAAUGUAAGAAAUAUUUUCU
Molecule: messenger RNA, 5723 nt
Organism: Empidonax traillii (willow flycatcher)
Lineage: Eukaryota; Metazoa; Chordata; Aves; Passeriformes; Tyrannidae
Gene: CDH7
Product: cadherin 7
Exons: 12
Coding region: 513-2870 (785 amino acids)
Biological process (GO): cell-cell junction assembly; multicellular organism development; adherens junction organization
Cellular component (GO): catenin complex; adherens junction; plasma membrane
Molecular function (GO): cadherin binding; calcium ion binding
Source: RefSeq, a predicted model, not a curated record